AUGACGUCAGCUGUGCCAGCGCGCCUGCGCAGAGAAACCAGGAACAGAUAUGCUUCAGUUCUGUUUUGUUUUGGAAGAAAGGGGAAUAAGAAAACAGGUCUAGCAGCCUCCAGCUCCCCUGCAGCCAUGACGAGCUGCUCUUGUUGCACCAGGCUGUGCUCCCGCUCCUCGGCCUACACUCUGGCCCUCGGCCUGGGCUUCGUCACUCUGGGGACCAGUCGCAUCCUGCUGCUCAAAUUCUCGGCCAAUGCUCAGAACAAGUAUGACUUCCUGCCUGCAUCCGUCAACCUGCUGGCUGAGGCGCUCAAACUGCUCUUCUGCCUGGCCAUGUCCGUCAGGGUCAUAGUCCGAGAGGGACGAUCCUGCAGAGACCUGGGCUUCUCCUCCACCUCCUCCUUCAUCACCUCCCUGAAGUGGUCCGUCCCUGCUUUCCUCUACUUCCUGGACAACCUGAUCAUCUUCUACGUCAUGACGUACCUGCAGCCUGCCAUGGCAGUGUUGUUCUCUAACUUUGUCAUCCUGACCACAGCUGUUCUCUUCAGGAUCGUUCUCAAGAGGCGCCUGUCCUGGGUCCAGUGGGCAGCGUUAUUUAUCCUCUUCCUGUCCAUCGUUUCCUUGACGACGGGAUCAGGGGCCAGCCAGAACUCGAUGGCGGUGCCAGGUCUCCACUCUAACCCCCUCUCCACCCCCUCCAACUCCUGCCUGCUCUACACACAGCUGCUGGAGCAGAUGAGGAACAGCAGUGCCACUGAGUCGUGGGUGUCGUCCCUGCCGGGCCAGGCCUGGAGGGACCGGGUGGUGGAGAAGCUCCGGUCUCUGGGCGUGGGUCACAUCCUGCUCCUGCUGCAGUGCUUCAUCUCUGCCAUGGCCAACAUCUACAACGAGAAGAUCCUCAAAGAAGGAGACCAGCUGUCUGAGAGCAUCUUCAUCCAGAACAGUAAACUGUAUGCGUUCGGCGUGGUGUUUAACGGUCUGACCCUCGGGCUGGGCAGCGAGGCUCGAGGCCUCACGUUGCACUGUGGCCUCCUCCAUGGACACAACGUCUACUCUCUAGGUCUGGUGCUGGUCACUGCUGCCCUGGGUUUAUCUGUGGCCUUCAUCUUGAAGUUCAGAGACAACAUGUUCCACGUGCUAACGGGUCAGAUCACCACCGUCCUGGUGACCGCCCUCUCCCUCUUCCUCUUCGACUUCCGCCCCUCGCUGGACUUCUUCCUCCAGGCUCCCAUGGUCCUGCUGGCCAUCUUUAUCUACAACGCCAGCCGGCCCAAAGACCUGGAGUACACCCUGCAGCAGGAGAAGCUGCGGGUCAUCAACGGAGAGGUGUUUGAGAGGUCCAGAGGGGACGGCGAGGAGCUGGAGCUCCUGACGAAGCCCAACACGGACAGUGAGUCUGAGGAGGAGUCUUUAUAGUCUCCUGGUCUCUGACAGGUCAGAAGAACUUCUUCUUCACUCCUCCGAGUAUUUAUCUGCAGCACAGACUCGUUGUCAUGAUGCAGCGUGGUCUCAGAUUCUGUCAAAGCAUUUAUUGGAAGGACUGUCAGCGGUAAAUGACAGUGUUGAUGGAUUGUGUUCUGAACUCUGUCAGACUCUUGUGAUGACUAAGACUAUUGUGUAUAUUUUGAAAUGUGCCUGUCUUUGUAUGAGUUCUGUCAUUUAUGUAUGACAUGUUUUUGCUGGGGAAUAAUUGCCACUGUAUUUGCCGUUCGGGAUCAUUAAGGCUUUCUGUCAUGGAGAGUUUAUUUCUUCAGAUGAUUCCUGUGGUGUUUGCAGCUAGUUCACUGCUUUCAGGUGAUGGUUUAAUGACCAGCAAGCCACAAUUCAGACAGUUUUAUGAUUGUAUAAGGCUUUAUGCUGUUUUUAAGUGUUGUUGGCAUGGUGUAAAAGAAGUGUUUCUUCAACCUGUGGUCACUUUCUAAACAAAGUGGGAAACUAAAGCACCAUAUUCCAGUAAAAAGUCACAAACUAUAGCUUCAGAAAUAACCAUGUAAUUGUAAAUUACACAUUCCCAGACAUUUUAACGCACAAUCAGUCUGGUGUUUCCAUUACAGUGUACAGACGUUUCUAUUUUUCUUAAACAUGAAGCAGAACCGUGAGCAUUUCCAGAGAGGAUCAGUGAGGGUGUCUGAGUUUAUGAAAGCACAACAAAGUGGCUCUUGGUUCUCUUACUUGGCCUUGAAUAUUCCUUUCUUAGGUGGAGUAUUGAUGUAGUGCAACUGUGAAAUACCAAAACAUAUAUUCCUUUUUGUGCCAUAAAUACAUUUGAACACAUGAAUGCUGGUUGUUCUGAAAUAAACUGCAAAGAAAAGUA
Messenger RNA from Centropristis striata (black sea bass), 2308 nucleotides. RefSeq names its product solute carrier family 35 member A5 (gene slc35a5). Bases 1 to 1410 code for a protein of 469 amino acids. Gene Ontology annotation, molecular function: pyrimidine nucleotide-sugar transmembrane transporter activity. NCBI's taxonomy places the organism in Eukaryota, Metazoa, Chordata, Actinopteri, Perciformes, Serranidae. The record is from RefSeq and is a predicted model, not a curated record. Gene Ontology annotation, biological process: pyrimidine nucleotide-sugar transmembrane transport. Gene Ontology annotation, cellular component: Golgi membrane. The transcript has 10 exons.